CGCUGACGUAGUGGCGUGAGGGCAGAGUGGGAAUAGUAUGCCAUCCGGGAUAUUAUUGAUUGACUGCCCUUCCGCCAGCUUCCAGGCUCGGCCCAUGACUGCCAUCCUACUUUUCUUCUGCCCAUGCUGUGAUUUCUUUUCGUCCAUGUCCCCUACACAAACAUAACAACCUGGUCUGUCAUCAACCAUGUCGACAACAGCCACCUCCGCGGUCUCCCAGAGCUUGAGAGCUCGCACCCUCAAGUCUGCGCACCCCGAAGAUCACGAUCAUUUGGUGCCUUCCCACCCAGUCCUGGAGAGGAACGGCACCGAUUCGAGCGGCACCUCGACUCCCGUCCCCGACGAUGCACCACCAUCUGUCAAAUCAUUGUCAUCUGCUCGCAAGCAAGUUCGUGCAAGGCACCGCCUUUUCCAUACAAUUGACUAUGUCCCUCGCGUCUCCCACUUCGACCCUCAGAGCGACUAUCAUAACUUCCGCGGCUUCUUCACACUCUUCUGGGUUGGUUUAUUUAUUAUGGUUGUUACCACAGUGCUGCGCAACAUCAAAGAUACUGGGUAUCCCCUUCGAGUGAAGGUCUGGAGUCUACUCUCUGCCAAUGUAUGGCAGCUGGCCAUCAGUGACUUGGCAAUGGUCACUAGCUCAGCCCUUGCACUUCCGAUUCAACGCAUGACCCGGAGCGGCUUCAAAUUUCUCCAUUGGUCUCGCGGAGGGUCUUGGAUUCACAUAAUCUAUCAGUUUGGAUGGCUCACAUUAUGGAUCAAAUGGCCAUUCAUGCUGCACUGGACUUGGACGGCUCAGGUUUUCUUCACUCUGCAUACACUGACGAUACUCAUGAAAAUGCAUUCCUAUGCCUUUUAUAACGGCCACCUGAGCGAAACUGAGCGACGUCUUUCCGAGCUCGACAAACCCGGCCCGGCAUCAAUGGCAGCUGCGGUGCACUACCCCAGUUCUCCAACCCGCACAUUGACGAUGAAUGCCGGCUUUGCGUUGAAAAAAGACGAACCAUUAUCCAAGCUUCGCGAUGAUCUAGCUACCGAACUCACUUCUCCAUUGGGCCAUGUGACGUACCCUCAAAACCUGAGCACUGCCAACUUUAUCGACUUCUUGUUCUGUCCUACGCUCUGCUAUGAACUUGAAUACCCCCGAACCCCCAACACGCGCUGGACAGAGGUCUUCUUGAAGACCCUGGCCAUUUUCGGCUGCAUUUUCCUAUUGACAUUAACAAGCGAAGAAUUCAUCGUCCCCGUUCUCAAUGAAGCCAACAUCAACCUUUCCGACGUCACCAGCGUCUCCGAAAAGGCCUUGAUCCUGGCUGAAACCACAAGCAUGCUCUUAUUCCCAUUCAUGAUAACCUUCCUCCUCGUCUUCCUCGUAAUAUUCGAAUACGUGCUCGGCGCAUUCGCCGAAAUCACUUGCUUUGCCGACCGCCGCUUCUACUCGGAUUGGUGGAACUCGUGCGACUGGCUGGAGUUUUCGCGAGAGUGGAAUAUCCCCGUCCACCAUUUCCUCCGUCGCCACGUGUAUUUCUCAUCAAAGUCCUAUUUUUCCCCAACAGUGGCCAUGUUGAUCACCUUUUUGGUCAGUGCGCUGGCGCAUGAAUUAGUUAUGAGCUGUAUCACGAAGAAGCUGAGAGGGUAUGGGUUUCUGGCCAUGAUGCUGCAAUUACCUAUCAUCGCGGUUCAGCGAUCACAGUUUAUUCGCCGGGCAAAGAUCUGGAAUAACAUUGUCUUUUGGUUUUCCAUGAUCCUAGGUCUGUCCAUGAUGUGCGCUCUCUAUGUCUUAGUAUAAACCUUAUUUCCCUCGUUAUGUAGAUCACGAUUCCACUUUUUCAACCUGCAGACACCGAUCACUUUUCUGUCUAUAUGCACAUGUAUAUUUUAUAUCAUAAAACAACUUAUACCCCUUCGCGUCGUUCUUUUUCUUGGAUUUUUUUUUUGGGUUUUUUGGUGUUGCAAAAAUCGUUCUUUUCCGGAUACUUGGUAUCAGAUGCUUGUUUGUUGCUUGAGUUUGUGUAUAGUAAAUAUACCAUGGUCUAUGGUUGUCUGUUUGUUAUGGUGACUAAAUGUCAAGCUGUAGAGCGGAAAUAAUAUCAUUCUUUUGAAUCUUUUAUGAUCGAUGGUUGGUU
This is a messenger RNA of Talaromyces proteolyticus, 2126 nucleotides long. RefSeq names its product putative sterol o-acyltransferase. The record is from RefSeq and is a predicted model, not a curated record. Gene Ontology annotation, cellular component: endoplasmic reticulum membrane. The transcript has 5 exons. Gene Ontology annotation, molecular function: ergosterol O-acyltransferase activity. Gene Ontology annotation, biological process: ergosterol metabolic process. NCBI's taxonomy places the organism in Eukaryota, Fungi, Ascomycota, Eurotiomycetes, Eurotiales, Trichocomaceae. The coding region runs from base 188 to 1789 and encodes 533 amino acids.